UUUACAAAAAAUUUCUUAGAUGCUGCAUAAUCUUAAUUUUUUAAAUAAUGUCAAUUUUGCAUGACGUUGUAUAAGUACUACUAACAUUUGAUACCUUUUUAAAAAAAGUAUUCAAAAAGAAAAAGAUAAUAUAUAUUUUGCGUGUUUGCAACACUUCAUCCAUAGCCGCUUCUUUGACAACCAACAACGUCAAGCUUCAAUGUUUUAGAGAAAUAUCUACAUUUAAUAAUUUUUUCUUUUACGUUUUAACACAAAAUGGAGGAUAUAAAAACAAAUUUCGAAAAAUUAAUGGAAAAAUUCAAUGAUAGCAUUACGUACAAUAGUGCACCAAAAAAACUAAAUUUUUCAUUACCUGAUUCGCCGUUAGAGACAAGUACUUCACGAAAGCGGAAAUUAUCUGGUGGAGAUACACAAUCAGCGAGGAAUAGUUCAAAUGAUGGCUUAAAUUCAUUUAAUUCGUCAGUGGGUACACCCGCAAGUCCUUGGGAGACUAGACGCCUUAGAGCGGAUCUAAUUGAAUCGAGGGCAAGAGUGUCAAAAUUAAAGCAAGAAAUUGAUAAACAACACAAAGUUCGCGCCGAACUCGAAGCAAUGUAUCAAAUACAGGUUAAAGACUUGCAAAAACAAAUAGAUUUUUCCGCAAAUAAAAUACAGGAUGCAGAAACGCAUCUACAGACGGUACGGAAACGUGAACAAGCGGCUAAACAAGAAUUGUUAAGAAUGCAACGUGAACUAAAUCAUCUUAAGCAUAAUUCGGAAGAUACAAUACAGAAGCUCCAAAAAGCAAAAUAUGAAAUCGAAACAGAAGCACGUCAAGUGCAAAAUUGUAUGACCAGCGAAUUGGAAGAAUACCGACUUCAUACAGACAAGCUCUCAAUGGAAUUGCAAUUACUUACUGAUGAAAUGUCUGUUAUGAGCAAACAGAUUGAAACGUAUAAAGAAAAAUCAGGUUUAUAUGAUAGUUUAAAAUUGCAAAAUGAGAAAGACUUGAAUGAACUUGAUUUCGCUAAUUCAAAAAUAAAAGAUUUGGAAAGUCAAAUUGCUUCAUAUGGGGAUUGGAAAGAAAUAACAAAGAAUAAUCAUGCGCGUCUAUUAAGCAUUUCUGAGAUGGAAAAAGAAGUCGAAUUUUUGCGUGGCAAAAACAAAAGUUUGCAUGAGCUGAUAGGUAAUAAACUAUUGCUGGAAGAACAAGUCUAUGAUUUGAAAACGCGACUUGAGAAGGAAGAAGGAGGCAAAGCUGAGGCUGCCGCACUGCAAGUUAAAUUGAAACACGCAAAAGAUGAACUUGCAGAAUGGAUAAAGAUAGCUCAAGAUCACUGUCCGACUAAUGUUAAACCUAAUCCUUUCGCAUUACGUGCUAAAAUUGAGACACUAUUGCAAAAUGAUAUAAUAAUGGUGUCAGAGAAAAACGCUAAAGUAUCGGAAACUAAAUCUAUAGAAUCCGAUUUGUUUGAAUAUAAAGAAAAAUGCGAUAUAUAUGCUAAAAAUAUUGACGCACUAAAUGAAGCUCUAAAGAGACAUAAGAAUUUUAAAGAACGGAUACAAAGGAAGUUGCUCUUAGUUUCAAAGGAACGUGAUUGUUAUAAACAAUUAUUGGAAAAUUUCGAUAAAGAUUUAACAAUGUCCAAUACUUGCGUUGAAGUUACAAAUCUGGAAACUCAACUACGCAAACGUGUUGAAAUGCUAGAAAAAACUCUAGCAGGAUACAAGGAGGAAUUUUCCAAGUUGGAAACUGAGUUGUCAAAUGCUAAAAAGUUACCGCAAUCAGAACAACAGCUUGAAAGUGGUGAUGCGGGCUAUGAAUAUAUGAAAAAAGAACUUGAUAACUUACGCCUCGAUAAUGAAAAACUUCGUAGACGAAAAGAAGAAUUGGAACUAGAAUUAGAGCAUCGCUGUUUAAAGGGUGACUUUAACGUUGAUAGAUAUAAAGUCUUGCAUUUGGAAAACAAUCCUGCUUCGGAAGCUUAUAAAUAUGCAGAUAACUUAAUUGAAAAACUACAAGCAGAGAUUGAACGUCUUAAACGUCGUAAUAAAAAACUGGAAGACGAUAGUGAAGGUACACAAUCCCGUUUGAAUGAAACAAAUUCAAUGACUAUGAAUAUUAAGGAAUUGAAUCAAUUACGUGCAGAACUAGAAUCUAACAAUCAUAAAAUGAAAAAAUUGAAGGAACAAUAUAAAGCUGUAAAUUCAGAAUUUCGUGAAGUUGUUUAUAUGAUGUUUGGCUAUAGAGUGGAUCGUAUUGGAAAUAAUGGAUGCUAUACAGUUUCCAGCAUGUAUGCAGAGAGUCCUAAUGACUACUUAAAUUUUAUAUUUGAUGACACAAGUAAUUUAAAAUUAUUGGAAACUCCUUAUUCUAUCACUUUAAAAGAUUCUAUUGAAACACUUUUAAUUGGCAAUAAAUCACUUCCACUGUUUCUUAGCUCUUUAACAUUAGAGUUAUAUGACAGAACAACAGUGACUAUUACAUAAAUCUGAAAUAAUUUACUUUGAAUAUUUUAUAAAUAAUUAUUUUAAUAAAUAGAUUAUCGGAUUGAAAUCUAUCAUAUAUCGAUUUAAGUUAAUGAUAAUAAAUUAUAUUUAAUAAAAACAAAAAAAAUAUCUAUCAAUUGAUUUAUAUUGAAGAU
Messenger RNA from Teleopsis dalmanni, 2624 nucleotides. It is a transcript of the gene Mad1, whose product is annotated as mitotic spindle assembly checkpoint protein MAD1. Bases 256 to 2469 code for a protein of 737 amino acids. The transcript has 10 exons. Gene Ontology annotation, cellular component: nuclear envelope; kinetochore; mitotic spindle. Lineage: Eukaryota; Metazoa; Arthropoda; Insecta; Diptera; Diopsidae. Gene Ontology annotation, biological process: attachment of mitotic spindle microtubules to kinetochore; mitotic spindle assembly checkpoint signaling. The record is from RefSeq and is a predicted model, not a curated record.